AUGCGUCAAAGAAUCACUUUCCUCCAGGAACCUCAAGACUCACUUGAUCCAAAAUUGCUGGAGGUCACAAGCGACUCAAUCUCUACCAAAGAACUCAAGGCGGCUCGUGAAGACCGCGUGACAUUCGGCUUCGAUGAGCUUCCUCAAGAACUGUACCGCGUCCUCAAGGCGAGCCACGAGCUUCAUAUAAGAUGGGUCAGCCCAAACAAUUACAACACUAUUGCGCCAUUGGUAUCCAGGCUAUCACCCGGCCUUCACCUCUUCUACACCCCCCAACGAAACAACAAUGGCUCGAAUCUGCUAUGUCCUAUGCUGAAGAAAGUAUUUGGGGAUCUUGAUUGCCAGUCACCCGAGAAGUCCUUCACCACUCUCCCAGUUGAGAGGUUCGCUCUAUCCGCAGCGACACAAUACUACCAGCCUUUGGAGAGUCUCCAUGACCUAGUCGAAUAUGGCCAACACAAACUCUGUCAAAGCUCCGAUCAGGAAUGUCUCUCAAGGAUCUCAAGUCUUCUCGAUGCAUCGUCCGUCGAUAUUGACUUUGAUACAAUAUCGCAUGCUCUCACAAUUACAGCAUUCUGGCCACCCCAGACCCGGCACCUGAGCGUUAAAAAUACGAUCAAGAAUACCCGUCUCGAGGUUGGAAUUCUCUCAGUCGAAUCUCCAAAGGAGCCGGAAGAGCUCUCUCUGGGAGGGUUCCUAACCGUAGUUGGGGAAGAUACAAAGCCCUCUCCUACCCUCUUCUCCUUCCCCGCACGUCAUCACCCAACAGGAUCAACAUUUUCUGCUUCCUUUCUAACACCAACCGGUAUGCAUCCGACAUUAGAAUUGGGAAUAAGCUCCAGCAGACCACCCACUGAAGAGCGUUCCUGCUCCUUGCACGCCCACUUAACCCUUCCCCGCGCAAUAUUCGUAGACAAAUACCAACUUUCUGAUCAACUCUUACUGGCGUCUAAGAACCUAUCCGCUGUACACUACAUCACCACUCCGGUUGAUCUCGAAGCCCCUGCCUAUGCUAUGACUCUCUGGGGCUCUUCCGUCCUCGUCGAACUUGCACCUCCGUCGUCAGGGGCGGAGCAACCGUGGACGGAACAACCGUGGACAGCUGCCAUCCCUCUGCAUCUCCGCUAUCUACCCCCAACGUCUUCGACAUCUGGGCAGUCUCCUCUUCAUAUCCCAUAUCCAGUAGUGUUCUGGGCUUGUGUCGCUGAUGAAGGGAGCAAAUUUCCCAUCAACCCGUUUGAUAGAGUCAACCUUGGAUAUGAUGGAUUGUUUGGACCGAAGACAAUGUUCUAUCACCUUCCACCUGAAGGGGAUACACUGAUAAAUACAAUUACUGUACCUGUGUUGGAUUUGGAUAAGAGUAAAUAUGUGGAGCUUGGCACUGCUGGGGUAGUGCUCCUGGGCUUCUUGUGGGUUGGAUGGUGUUUAUGGCGUGUUUGGAGCAGGAACCCCUACGGGAGCGGGGCCAAUAAAGUGGCCAAGGAGAAGAAGAAGCAAUAA
Messenger RNA from Amorphotheca resinae ATCC 22711, 1500 nucleotides. RefSeq lists its product as hypothetical. Gene Ontology annotation, biological process: protein processing; GPI anchor biosynthetic process. The record is from RefSeq and is a predicted model, not a curated record. Gene Ontology annotation, molecular function: mannosyltransferase activity. Bases 1 to 1500 code for a protein of 499 amino acids. Lineage: Eukaryota; Fungi; Ascomycota; Leotiomycetes; Helotiales; Amorphothecaceae. Gene Ontology annotation, cellular component: endoplasmic reticulum membrane; glycosylphosphatidylinositol-mannosyltransferase I complex. The transcript has 3 exons.